AUGUAUGGGCUUAGGUCAAGGUCUUUGAAAUCGUACGAAAAGUUUGAGGAACAAAAAACAUCAUCGUGGAAAAUAAGCGCAUCGGAACUCGAAGGAAAUGAAAUAAAACGUGGAUUACGUCUACAUGAAAUGUUACUCGAAUAUAGUUCAACGUCAACGUUGAUUAUUGUAAUUUUGGCGAUUCCACGAAAAAAUUCAAUUUCAUGUGGUCUGUAUAUGUCAUGUUUAAAAAGUAUCAGACACGAUUUACCACCGCUAGUAUUCUUACGUGGGAAUCAAAGAUUAUGGAAUCUAAUACGUCGUUCACUCAUUUCAAAUCUAUUUCAAGCUGGACAAACAAUGAAAUUAGGCACAUUAUUACGGUUGCCAUUCGACAGUCCAACUCAUGAGCAACAACUGGGAAGACAUUUGCCGAAUGUAUUUAUGGCUGAAUUUCGUAUUCACUGUUGUAGUUAUUCCUAUAUUUAUAUUCAUACACCACUUCGAUGUGGUGAAAUUCGAAAAUGUCAUAAUGUAACAAUUGUAUUUGGUUCGAUUGAAGUUCGAUUGAAACAACAUUGA
Didymodactylos carnosus is the source of this 561-nucleotide messenger RNA. The record is from the annotation of a GenBank genome assembly. NCBI's taxonomy places the organism in Eukaryota, Metazoa, Rotifera, Eurotatoria, Philodinida, Philodinidae.